AUGUCUCUCGCCAAGAACAUCCUCCUCUUCGGAGCCACCGGAACUAUCGGCUCAUUCAUCCUUGACGCCAUUCUCCCCGUACGCGCCCAAUUCAACCGCGUCGCAAUCUUCACUUCCCCGCAUACAGCCGAAACCAAAGCCGCGCACCUGGAGAAGCUGAAGCAGCAGAAUGUCGAGGUUAUCAUCGGUAGCGUAGAAGACGAGGAAGCUAUCAAGGCCGCGUAUGAAGGAAUCGAUACCGUAAUCUCAGCCCUAGGCCGCAACACCUUAGCCCAACAAAUCCCCCUAAUCCGCCUCGCAGCCGCCAGCCCAAGCGUGAAAUGGUUCCUGCCCUCGGAGUACGGCACAGAUAUCAAAUACGGGCCCGCAUCCGCGCACGAGAAGCCGCACCAGCAGAAACUGAAGGUGCGCGCGUAUAUCGAGAAUGAGGUUUCGCGGGAUGAUCUGUCAUACUCGUAUGUUGUUACCGGUCCGUUUGCGGAGAUGUAUUUGAACCUUGUGCCUGGGCUUGAGGAGGCGGGGGGUUGGGAUGUCCGAGGCCGGAAGGCGGUUUUGCUUGGGGAGAAGGGGGAUGAGGAGAUUAGUUUGACGACUAUGAAGGAUGUCGGGACCCUCGUUUUGAAUACCCUACUCCACGCCACAGCCGAGACACGUAACUCUGCUCUGUGUGUGAACUCUUUUACGACGACUCCGGAUAAGAUCCAGGCCGAGUUUGAGCGGCAGACUGGGCAGAGGUGGGAGUCUGUUUCUCGGACUUCGCUGGCGCGACUGCGCGAAUUGGAGACGCAAGCUUGGGAGGCUGGGAAGCCGGCUGCUACUGUUUUGACGCUGCGGCGGAUCUGGACUGAGGGCGGGACGCUGUAUGCAGAGCGGGAUAAUAGGGCAAUUGGGGAGCCCCAGGUUAUGGGGUUGGAGGAGGUGGUUGCGAACGAGAUUGCGCGGGUGUCGAAGCUGUAG
Penicillium arizonense is the source of this 957-nucleotide messenger RNA. RefSeq lists its product as uncharacterized. The record is from RefSeq and is a predicted model, not a curated record. NCBI's taxonomy places the organism in Eukaryota, Fungi, Ascomycota, Eurotiomycetes, Eurotiales, Aspergillaceae. The transcript is spliced from 3 exons. Bases 1 to 957 code for a protein of 318 amino acids.